Messenger RNA from Hyaloscypha bicolor E, 1261 nucleotides. RefSeq lists its product as uncharacterized. The transcript is spliced from 5 exons. The record is from RefSeq and is a predicted model, not a curated record. Bases 107 to 1132 code for a protein of 341 amino acids. Lineage: Eukaryota; Fungi; Ascomycota; Leotiomycetes; Helotiales; Hyaloscyphaceae. Gene Ontology annotation, cellular component: fungal-type vacuole membrane.
CUUCCACUUCCUUUCCUCGCUGCACUCCUGAGGAUAUCGUCUGCGACGUAUAUACCGACCUCAAUCGCCCUUCUAUCCCGUACCGUCGUUCGCAACCGUCCCCAUCAUGGUCUCCCAGGACUCCGAGAAGCAGUUCCAGGCGGAGCAGAUCGAGACGAGACAGCAAUAUGCGAAGCCAGGGUUUGGCCAGAAGGCAAAGAGGCACUGCAGUCGGUUCUGGUGGUUGCAUUUGAUUAUUUUCUGCGUCAUUUUCCUGAUCGUUGCGCUGUGCCUCGUUUAUGUCGGUAUGCCAAAGAUCGCUCAAAAUGGUGUCGACGAAUCAUGGAUGGAGGUCACGGAUUUGAAGUUUCUCGAGCCUACGUCUAAUUCCGUGGUCCUGACCCAGGAAGUCAUCCUCCACAGCCCAAGCAUCUUCACACCCACACUUGAUCCAUUCACGGCGGCCUCAUGGCUUGUCACCAAUGGCACUUUUGGCCCCACACCUAUGUUGAUGAUUCCCAUGCCAAAGAUCCACGCGUUACACCCAGUAUCCAAUGCUGGUGUUCAGAAUGUGAACCUCAGUAUUGCAAGCCUCGAGCAAGUCACCGAGUAUUCUACGGCAAUUAUCUCGCAGGAAAGUGUGACAACGGCGUUGACGGGAAAGACCAAAUUGCACGAGGGAAAGCUUCCAGUUGUUGACAUUAACUACAACUCUUCCAGCACAUACAAAGGUCUCAACGGCUUGAAGGGAUUCAACGUCACAGGUGUCCGCCUCAACUCCUCCGCCAAAGCCGGCGAGCCAAAUCUCAAGGGCUUCGCAUACAUCCCCAACCCAUCCGUCAUCACCGUUGCUCUGGGCAAUGUAACCCUCACGCUCUCCACCGUCAAAGCCGGCGUCGUCGGCAACACAACCAUCAACGACAUGACCCUCGUGCCAGGAAACAACACCCUCCCCAUGACCGGCAUUGUCGACCAAGUCCUCAUAGCCUCAUCUCUCAAUUCCACUGGUUGGGUCACGCUGUCGAUCAAAGGCCAGAGCGCCAUCUAUAACGGCCAGCACUUAACUUACUACGAAGCACCACUCAAGAGCAACGUCCUAUCCUUAGACAUGAACAUCGUCCAAGUCCUCGCCGACAGCACAUCCAGCUCUUAAAACCCCUUCCUCCCUAUCCUUAUCUUUCUCAUGGAUGGAAAGGAAGUAAUUGUUUGUAUUACCGAAGUUAUCAUAAAAAUAUCCUGGAGAUGUUCCGUUCUUUUCGAAAUGAGAUGCGCAUGUGAGGGA